Molecule: messenger RNA, 1315 nt
Organism: Clupea harengus (Atlantic herring)
Lineage: Eukaryota; Metazoa; Chordata; Actinopteri; Clupeiformes; Clupeidae
Product: forkhead box protein Q1-like
Biological process (GO): regulation of transcription by RNA polymerase II; anatomical structure morphogenesis; cell differentiation
Molecular function (GO): DNA-binding transcription factor activity, RNA polymerase II-specific; RNA polymerase II cis-regulatory region sequence-specific DNA binding
Source: RefSeq, a predicted model, not a curated record
UAGACAAGUGUGACCUGCAAGUCAAGUCACACUGAAGUCUUUCUCGUUGAAACAGGUGCCGUAGACAGACAAGGGGAUAUAACCAAAACAAAUAAGUUAAAGAAAGAUGAAACUACAGAUAUUCUCCGCAAGUCAUUCCACUGAACCAUCGGUGGAAUUUUGCAAUGAAGGCUCUCUCCUUCCCAUCGAAGAAGAGCUGGGCUCUGAUGGGGAUCUCGCUCCCAACAGCCCGCCCCAGGUGCCUGUUGCCGAGCAAGACGCGUCCAAAACGAACAAGCCCUACACACGCCGCCCAAAGCCGCCCUACUCCUACAUCGCCCUCAUCGCCAUGGCAAUCCGAGACUCAUCUACCGGUCGCCUAACGCUCGCGGAGAUCAAUGAUUACCUAAUGAAAAAGUUUCCAUUCUUCCGUGGGAGCUAUACUGGCUGGCGAAACUCGGUGCGGCACAACUUGUCUCUUAACGACUGUUUCUUGAAGGUGUUGCGUGAACCCGCGCGCCCAUGGGGUAAGGACAACUACUGGAUGUUGAAUCCACACAGUGAGUACACUUUUGCCGACGGGGUGUUCCGUCGGAGGCGUAAACGCAUCGUCAGCAAGAAAAGAAGCCUUGAUGACUCUGGGAACCCAGUAAAUGAUGCCUGUAACCGAAAUCAUGCACAUGCGCCGGCGUCAGCUGUUGUGCGUAACGAGAGCAGAUUCACUGGCCCGUUCGCCAUCGAAAGCAUCCUCAGCACCACUGCUACGCACAGUCGACGAGAUAAGGUCAAAAUGGACUGCAAUUCUAGACUUGGCAACGUAUUUCACUGGACUCCGGUUCAGCAGCUGCCACAUGUCAUGACUUAUCUCGCUCCCUGUGCCGCCCCUACCACGGAUCUCCAGAUUGGUACCGGUGCAGGCAGCGUUGCAUGGUCAGAGACGCCAGAAGUCCCGAGUGUCCUGGUGGCUGCACACACGAGAAUCAGUUCUUCCCACAUGACGUCAGAGGGAUUCCCUCCGUCUCAUUCCAGGAUACAGACGGCUGCAGUUCGCACCAACAACCAGUUCUCUUUCAGAAUAGAGUCCCUCCUGUCCUGAGUCUUUCUCUCCUUGUUUUAUGUCGAACUUGCAUAAUGGUUUCUAAAUUGUGAUCUGGAAAGAACAAAAGUCUAUCAUGGGUCUAUGUGCAAAUAAGUUGUUGUAGCCUACUCAUGUGUUUGUGCGCGGCUUCACGUUGUCUGUGUUUGUGAUUUUUGUUAAGGCGUAUAAGGUCAAAUAGGCAGCCCCAUCAAACUGCUAUUGAUGUUGAAACCUACUAUUAAAAUCUUAAGUAUAAAA